This is a messenger RNA of Drosophila montana, 730 nucleotides long. RefSeq lists its product as uncharacterized. The record is from RefSeq and is a predicted model, not a curated record. The coding region runs from base 140 to 601 and encodes 153 amino acids. NCBI's taxonomy places the organism in Eukaryota, Metazoa, Arthropoda, Insecta, Diptera, Drosophilidae. The transcript is spliced from 4 exons.
GUCAAAUUGUAAAGCUGUCAGCUAGCAAAGCAGAUCAAUUAAGAGCUGAAGAGCCAGAGAAAGCUAAUACAGAGCGAAAGAGAGAGAGAGAGAGCGAGAGAGAGAGAGAGAGAGAGAGAGAGAGAGAGCGAGACAAACGAUGGGUUUCACGCAGAGGCUCUCCUGGCUGCUGUUGAUUUUGACGCUGUUUCUGUUGCUGUUCGCAGCACUGAUCGGAGGCAAGGGGGAGGGCCAGCUGGCGAAGGGGCAGCCGCCGGAAUUGACUCGCCACAAGCGCGAGGGCUCAGCCUUCAAGUCGCACGUUAGCAAGCGGCAGGGCGCUGUCUUGAGCGACGAAGAUGCGGCAGCCAUAGACGAUGAUGGCGACGACGUGGAGUGGGAUGCGGAGCAGAAGCAUCAAAUUAGCAUUCAGACGACCAAUGUGGAUGAGGAGGAGCGCAAGGAGCGGGAGAAGGAUCGCGAGGUCAAGCAGGCGCUCAUGCAGAUGAUGAAGCUCACCGAGAAUAAAGUUGCAAACAGACAGCAGGAACGAUUCGAUAAUGUGCCCGGCCUGGACUUUAGGCGCGAAUUCGCAAGCGACGAGGCCAAUCCCUACAUCUAACCGGAUCUCCACACCAUCGGGCUGACCCUUGAACCCCUUUACAGUUCAGGACAAAGAUGCGAGCAAUUUAUAUAUAUAUAUAAAUAUCUAUGUUUCAGUAAAUAUCUUAUUUUAGAAGUUUGCAAAUAA